AUGAUUGGAGCACCCAGGUAUCAGCUGCCGUGGGUGCGCUGUGCUGGGUCACCUCCCGGAGCCCAAAUGAGGGGCCACCUGGAUGAAGAGCCUCGAGGGGGAGGGCAGAGCAAGGACAACGGCCAUCUGGGACAGGCUACCCGGGAAGGUGCGUCUAAAGGCAGCAAGCCCGAGGAGGAGCUCCAUUCAGAGAGCCUGUGCCAGGGGUCUGGCUCGGGACUGGGCUGGGGAACGGUCACCUCGGGGGAAGCGGGUCCUGCAGGGCCCGAGCAGGCUGACUCCAGGGCAGCGGAUGAGGCUGGGGUCCGCACCCACUUCACGUCCAGCCUGUGGCCCGGCUGCCUGAGCGUGUCUCACGUGUGUCCAGGCCUCACGGCCUGCACGCGGGCCUCCCUCUGA
This is a messenger RNA of Rangifer tarandus platyrhynchus (Svalbard reindeer), 399 nucleotides long. Lineage: Eukaryota; Metazoa; Chordata; Mammalia; Artiodactyla; Cervidae. The record is from the annotation of a GenBank genome assembly.